AAACAAAUUAGACAGAAAGUGUAAUAUAACACGUCCGUAAUCGUACUUUGAAUGAAUUUUGAUUAAAGUAUUUUCUCAAGAAUUUUUUUUUAUUAGUAUUUGACUUUGUACACCCCCCUCUAAAAAUCAUUGGUUGUGCCCAUGUUUUGGAACAAAUAAUUUUGUUACGCACGGGUGAUUUUAGUAAUAAUUAAAACGUACAACUUGGCUUUAAAAAAAAAAUAGAUUUUAUGAAAUGGGAAAUAAAUCACACCAUCUCAUAACUAAAUUAUCAACCUAAGCAUAAUAUCGAAUUUAUUUAGUAAGAAAAACAUUUUUCAUACUAAUAAGAACACCCCUUUUUAAGAAAAUAGUCCAUGCCUGCAACCUGCCACUUCCUUGUUUUAAAUAAAAGUUUACUCGGAAAGUUUAGUGCUGCAAUUUUUAAAAUUUCUUUAACUUCUCGAGGAAGCGGGUUGGGUUAUUAAGUAUAUUUUCUUAUUUUGGGUUCGUUUCGUUUCGGGUUAUUAUUAGUUGAUGCCGAUCCUGGAAAAAGACUGUUUCAAAGAAUGUGUUCCGCAGACGAAGAUAUCAGGAGCAAGUUUCCACUUCAUGCCAUGGUCUGGGAAAACGACUACAGAAAUUUGGAGAAACAGUUAGGCAAGCACAAUAUAGAGGAGGUUGACCCACGGGGUCGGACGCCCCUGCACCUCGCUGUGUCCUUGGGGCAUUUGGAGUCUGUCAGGGUCCUUCUGAGGCACAGCGCUGAGGUAACCAAAGAGAACUCCAAAGGAUGGACGGUGCUGCAGGAGGCGGUGAGCACUGGGGACCCAGAGAUGGUGCAGCUGGUUCUGCAGAGACGGGACUACCUCAAAGCAUCAACCGCCCUUGGAGGGGUGCCAGAACUGCUGUGCAAGAUCCGGGAGUCUCCAGAUUUCUACAUGGAAAUGAAGUGGGAGUUCACAAGUUGGAUCCCUCUGGUCUCCCGGGUGUGCCCCAGUGACGUGUGUCGGAUCUGGAAGAAGGGCGCUAGCCUGCGGGUGGAUGCCACCCUGUUGGCGUUCGAGAACAUGAGCUGGAUCAGGGGCCGGCGCAGCUACAUUUUCAGAGGGGACGAUAAUUGUGCCGAGCUGAUGGAGGUGAAUCACGACGAGGAAGUCGUGGACACUGAGCGCUUCGAUAUCUCCCGGGAGAUGGAGGUCGUCACGCUGGACUCCAUGCAGCCCGCCGAGCAGGAAGUGGCCAAGCGGCUGACCACGCCCAUCGUCAACACAUACCUGGACACACGGCACAUUGCGUUCGAGAGAAAUAAGUCAGGGAUCUGGGGCUGGAGGAGUGACAAAACAGAGACUAUCAAUGGAUUCGAAGCCAAGGUGUUCACCGUGAACAACGUCAAUGUGGUGAUUCGGACGAGGACAGAGCACCUCACUGAGGAGGAGAAAGCAAGGAUCAAAGAUCAGAGGAACCUUCUGGAGUCUCUGCUGGGCACAGUGGAGCAGCAUGUUAGCGCACAAGGGGACCUAACCAUGGAAUUCGCAACAGCAACCAACCCCACAGCUAUAACCCCAGAGGAAUAUUUCAACCCCGACUUCGAUCUCCAGGACCGAGACAUCGGACGGCCCAUCGAGCUUACCAUCAGAACUCAAAAGUUCAAAGCCACCCUGUGGAUGAGCGAGGAGCACCCCCUGUCUCUGGUGGAGCAGGUGACCCCGAUCAUUGACCUGAUGGCUCGGACCAGCUCUCACUUCGCCCGCUUGAAGGACUUCGUAACCCUGAAAUUCCCCCCGGGCUUCCCAGUCAAGAUUGAGAUCCCACUCUUCCACGUCCUGAACGCUCGGAUCACGUUUGGGAACGUGAACAAGUGCAGCACCGGAGAGCCGUCUGAAUCCACUCCUUCCACUCCAUCCCCAACCGAAGCCCAGGAAGAGGGAGACUCUGCAGCUCCGGCUAGCACUGUGUUCCAGGUGUGCCCCACUGUGUUUGAGGUGCCAGCGCGGUACCGCCGACGGGGGGGCAGCAGGGCAGCGCCCGUCCCAAACCACGAUGAGGAGCUGCUGCAGUAUGCUAUCCAGCAGAGUCUGCUGGACUCUAGCAAUGCAGCAGCCGGCCAGGAGACCUCCUGGGGUGAUACGAAUGGGAUGCUUUCACAGACGACGUUCAACAGCCAGUAUGAAAGGACAGUCCAGGAGAGCCGGCUGACGGACCUGCCCGUUGCGGGACGUCCCGCCAGCAUGGGGCCAGCACCCAAUUCCGUUUCGGAGCUGAAGUACGCCAUGGAGCUGUCGGCACGUGCCCAAGAGGAGGAGGAGAGGAUGAGGAAGGAGGAAGAGGAGGAGCUGGAGAGAAUCUUGCUGCUCUCACUAACUGAGAAAUAAA
Messenger RNA from Acipenser ruthenus (sterlet), 2355 nucleotides. RefSeq names its product ankyrin repeat domain-containing protein 13A-like. Gene Ontology annotation, molecular function: protein binding. NCBI's taxonomy places the organism in Eukaryota, Metazoa, Chordata, Actinopteri, Acipenseriformes, Acipenseridae. The transcript is spliced from 15 exons. The record is from RefSeq and is a predicted model, not a curated record. The coding region runs from base 549 to 2354 and encodes 601 amino acids. Gene Ontology annotation, cellular component: cytoplasm.